Molecule: messenger RNA, 3605 nt
Organism: Pristis pectinata (smalltooth sawfish)
Lineage: Eukaryota; Metazoa; Chordata; Chondrichthyes; Rhinopristiformes; Pristidae
Product: caM kinase-like vesicle-associated protein
Exons: 12
Coding region: 514-1725 (403 amino acids)
Biological process (GO): peptidyl-serine phosphorylation
Cellular component (GO): intracellular anatomical structure
Molecular function (GO): ATP binding; calcium/calmodulin-dependent protein kinase activity; calmodulin binding
Source: RefSeq, a predicted model, not a curated record
CCCUCCCAUCUCCGCGGCUCCUCCGCUCUCCGUCACUCUGCGCUAUUUCUCCCAGACUCGCUCCUGGUGUGUGUGUGUGUGUGUGUGUGUGUGAACUGCCUUCUCUCCCCAGUUUCGCUGGUAAACUCCGCUGCUCUCCGCCCAGCGCCGGCUGCGGGUGAAGCGUGCGGAUCUCCGCGCUUUCCAUGUGGCUCCCCGCGGACACCAGCGUCGGUGUCUCGCCUGCUGCUAAACCAUUCGGAGCCGCUAACCUUUCCCAACGAGGCUGCCAACUUUGCCGAGCUUUCGUUGCUGGGGCACCUCUAAUUCUGCAAAAAGUGACCCUGUGGCACGUUAACCGUGAGUCGGAUCAGCGCAGCGGGAUUAGACAACCCAUUUCACAGCGCAACGAGGAUUAAGGGCAAAGGUCAAGAGACGGGGAGCAUCAGCCACCCACUGCAUUCUGCUCAUUGAGACUUGCCCACAGAUCUCCAAUUGGACAGUCAGAAGCCUUGUCAGAAGCAAACAUCAGCAAUGCCUUUUGGCUGCAUAACACUUGGUGAAAAAAAGGACUAUAACAACCCUUCAGAUGUGACGGACAAAUAUGAUUUGGGACAAACAGUCAAGACGGAGGAGUUCUGCGAAAUAUUACGGGCAAAAGAGAAAUCAACCGGAAAAAUGUACACUUGCAAGAAGUUUUUAAAGAAAGAUGGAAGAAAAGUUAGAAAGGCGGCAAAAAAUGAAAUUAUGAUUUUAAACAUGGUGAAGCAUCCGAACAUAUUGCAGCUGGUUGAUGUCUUUGAAACGCGCAAGGAAUAUUUCAUCUUCCUGGAACUCGCCACAGGUCGGGAGGUUUUUGACUGGAUUCUGGACCAAGGAUACUAUUCGGAACGGGAUACCAGCAAUGUGAUCAGACAAGUACUGGAGGCUGUUGCCUAUCUGCAUUCCCUCAAGAUUGUGCACAGAAAUCUGAAGCUGGAGAACUUAGUUUAUUUCAAUCGCCUAAAAAACUCCAAGAUUGUAAUAAGCGACUUUCACCUGGCAAAGUUGGAGAAUGGGCUGAUCAAAGAGCCUUGUGGCACACCGGAGUAUCUAGCUCCUGAGGUUGUUGGACGACAGAAAUAUGGACGGCCAGUUGACUGCUGGGCUAUUGGAGUGAUCAUGUACAUACUGUUAUCAGGGAACCCACCUUUCUAUGACGAAAAUGAUGAUGAAGAUUAUGAAAACCACGAUAAGAACUUAUUCCGAAAAAUUCUGGCUGGAGACUAUGAAUUUGAUUCCCCGUAUUGGGAUGACAUUUCAGAUGCAGCAAAGGAUCUGGUGAGUCGCUUGAUGGAGGUUGACCAGGACUCCAGGAUAACAGCUCAAGAGGCCAUUAAUCAUGAGUGGAUUUCAGGAAAUGCUGCUUCAGACAAGAAUAUCAAAGACGGUGUCUGUGCUCAGAUUGAGAAAAACUUUGCCAAAGCGAAAUGGAAGGUACUUGAAAAAGCGGUGAGAGUAACGACGAUCAUGAAACGCCUCCGGGCGCCUGAACAGAGCGAGACGGCCAACGCCUCCCCGGCCUCAGCGCCCGCUCCCCAGGGGGAACCCGAGAACAAGGCCGCCAGUGGCACUGCUCCCCCGGACAGUCAGACGGACAACUCUGCAAAGGUCGGCGUAACAGCUAAAGCCUCCCCCAGGUGUAACGGAGAAGCGGCCAGCCCUCACAAACCCGCCGCUGAAGCAUGGGAGGAGCAAAAUGGCUGAAUCGCACUGGCUUGCGCAGUGAACUUAUUGUGUAAAAUAGAAAGUAGUUCAAAAUUUUUAAAGAUUAUUAAAAUGGCAGGCACGAUCAAACCGAUCAUAUACAUUAAUAAAAAAUUCAAGGUGUUAUUCAGAUGCAACAAUUGCCGCAGUUAAAUCCAGCAAGGCAUGUGUUAAUAGGUUUGUGAAAUUUUGAAGCAAUAAUUGGCAUCUGUGGGUACCAUUUUUGCAAAAGUGGAAAACCGGAAGUAAGAACUAUGGCCAAAGCUUGUAUGUGCCAGUCAUCUUGUAUGCCACAUGGACUAUUAUUGUGUUAGAAAAAAUACUUACAUCACAACUUUUACUUUAAAACCACAUGCUGCAUAUUGGCUUCUUGCAACACAUCGAAUCCCACUUCGGAGCAGUCUGCAGUCACACCUUGCUAGAGCUGUUUAAUAUCUGGCUGCUUCGAGUAGACCUGCCGUCCAUACUUUUCCUAGGUUGUGCUUCUGUUUGAGAGAUUUGCCCUCUGCCCUCUGCCCCCUGUGCUAGAAAAGGCAGGUGCCCUGCCUGUGAUUUCCCACCGAGGAAUCGGACAAGCAACCUUGCUCACAGCCAUAGCCAGCUGGCCAUGCUCCCAACUAUAAUCAUGAAGGCAGAAUCCCAACCUCCCGAACUCUGCAGUGUGGAAUCUGCCCUGUAGAAAAUAACUGUAUGUCGGUCACCCAUCAGAAUCACCAGCUCAAGGUAGACAGAUUGACACCUCUGGUAAAAUACCAGAGAGCAGAAUUUCAGCUGACUUUAAAUUCCACAGCUCUGUUAAAAAGCACCUCCUUACUUCAAUAUACAUCAUUAUCCCCAGCAGAAUUUGCACAACCCACAAGACAUUGAAGUAUGGCAGUGUUUAUUAUUAGUUUUGAACUCAUCCACUUUCCCAAGGAACACAAAAGCAUAUUUUUUUUGUUGGUUGAAAUAUUAUUCAUUGUUGUGCCUAUUGUAUCAUUGUGCCAAGCGCUCAACAUCAAAAUUAGGUGGACUCUCAAUAAUCCAUCAGCUUUCAUUGCCUGCCAUGGACAUGCUGACAAACAGAAGUUGUAGUAUAAGUCAACAGUACCUAAUAUUGUGUUCCCACUAUUAUAAGACAACAGUACAUAACAUUAUGUUACCAUGUCACAAAUGUUCUUUAAUUCAUGCCCUGCAAUAUAGAUUUUAAAGGCAAUAUUUUUGGCAGAUGUACUAUGAUUGAAACUGUAUGUACUUUGAAAGCUUUGGGGUGGUGUUGGUAGACAGAGGCAGAAAGGGCAUUCAGUGCUUUAUAGUGUUAACUUUAUAUGCUGGUAAUAGUAGAGCAUUAUUUUAAGCAACGCAGUUCUUUUGUGUAAAAAUUCUAGAUGGCUUGCUUGGGAGUACUUUAAAAACUUUUGGUCUAUCUGUGCCCUGGCACAGACUGAAGGCACACAGAUUAGAAGCUGCUCAGAGUUAUCUCCAAACUGGUAAACUGCGGAAACUUUCAAACAAUGAAAAAAAAAUUUAAGUAAUUUAAAAAAAAGCUAAAUUUGUAACAAUGUGUAUGUAUUUGGAAAUAUAUUUGUUAAGAGAUUAAAAUAUCAGUGGCAGAAAUGUGCAGAUUCUUCUGUGCUGCAGAGAAGUCAAGGCACACAGAGCAAGUCUGUUGCAUGCGAGCCGAUUUGUAACAUGUACAAGUAGUUGCAUGCUUAUAUUUUGUCACACUAACACGGUGGGGUUAACAUGGUGUAAUUUAUUGUGCUGUAACAUGUAAAAUAAUUCAGGUCAAUUUUAAAAGAUGGUUUGAAAAUCGCUGAAGAAUUUAGGCCUGUAAUUUGAACAACUGCUGAUUGAGGAAAAGGUAUUUUGGCUCUUAAAAAAUAAACAAAAAAAUCUUU